UCAAUACAUUCAACCUACGUUAGGUAGCUGUACAUACUAUAUAAUUCUCAUUGGCGUGCGCAAUAAUUGCCAUUCUUUCUUUUGCGCACCGCAAUUUUCCUACGUAGGAACCAAGAAAGAAGGGCCAUUCGAUAUUACAAUAUUACAACAUUACGAAAGGCUACGGCCAGUCCACCUGAAGUCAUCGACUAUGGCCGCCCUCCAGCAGCUGCGAAUAGCCUCAUUCUUCCCCUCCCUCUUCCCGAGGAUAGCAUCGACAAGCUUCCAGUCCUCUUUCCGAUCAACUGUUCUACAUACACAAUAUGCGCAGGAGUCGAGACUGCCAUCAGUGACCGAGCUCGCUAUCGCCAUCCCCGCUGCUAUCUCAAAUAUACCGUCUCUGCUGGGUGAUAUAUGGGAAGGUAUACUUCGGGCAGUGCCUAAGAAAAAGACAUCGCACAUGAAGAAGAGACAUCGACAGAUGGCAGGAAAGGCUCUGAAAGAUGUUACAUCAUUGAACAAGUGCCCAGCCUGCGGGGGAGUAAAAAAGAUGCAUACUUUAUGCUCCGAUUGCAUGGGCCGUCUCGGCGGUAUGCUUGAGCGGGAUUUCAAGCAAAAAGCAUAAUACAGAUCAGGCAUGAUUUCUAUGAAUUCUAGUUUCAUGCAUAUCACUGGCGUUCUGGUAUAAGGGUAAGGGAUUCAUUCUACAAUAAAUACCUAUUGACGGUGAAAGACAUGUGCAAUGAAACCACGAUUCUACAAAGUUGCAUCUUACCUGUCUAUUAAGUGUAUGUCUAUAGCUAGUAGCGCUGCCAGGCUCAAGUUCACUUGCUAUAUGUAAUUACGAAGCCAAUUGUGAAGUGAAGUUGCUGUAAAUUUAGGUCUAACUAUACAAUCGUGCAUCGGGAUAGAAUAGGUACAUUAGGUACAUUAGGUACACAUCUACCAGGUGGUACAUGUCUUAAAUACAUGUACCUAUAUGUAGCCCAUACACAACGCUUGCUCUGUAGUAGACCUAAUG
Molecule: messenger RNA, 1000 nt
Organism: Daldinia decipiens
Lineage: Eukaryota; Fungi; Ascomycota; Sordariomycetes; Xylariales; Hypoxylaceae
Exons: 2
Coding region: 191-604 (137 amino acids)
Biological process (GO): translation
Cellular component (GO): mitochondrial large ribosomal subunit
Molecular function (GO): structural constituent of ribosome
Source: RefSeq, a predicted model, not a curated record